GCGAGCUGCGGGCUUGGAAUAUGGUCGGGGAAAUGGAAACCAAGGAGAAGCCGAAGCCCACCCCUGAUUACCUGAUGCAGCUGAUGAACGACAAGAAGCUCAUGAGCAGCCUGCCCAACUUCUGCGGGAUCUUCAACCACCUUGAGAGGCUGCUGGACGAAGAAAUUAGCAGAGUACGGAAAGACAUGUACAAUGACACAUUAAAUGGCAGUACAGAGAAAAGAAGUGCAGAAUUGCCUGAUGCUGUGGGACCUAUUGUUCAGUUACAAGAGAAACUUUAUGUGCCUGUAAAAGAAUACCCAGAUUUUAAUUUUGUUGGGAGAAUCCUUGGACCUAGAGGACUUACAGCUAAACAGCUUGAAGCAGAAACAGGAUGUAAGAUAAUGGUCCGAGGCAAAGGCUCAAUGAGGGAUAAAAAGAAGGAGGAACAAAAUAGAGGCAAGCCCAAUUGGGAGCAUCUAAAUGAAGAUUUACAUGUACUAAUCACUGUGGAAGAUGCUCAGAACAGAGCAGAAAUCAAACUGAAGAGGGCUGUUGAAGAAGUGAAGAAGUUACUGGUACCUGCAGCAGAAGGAGAAGACAGCCUUAAGAAGAUGCAGCUGAUGGAACUGGCGAUUCUGAAUGGCACCUACAGAGACGCCAACAUUAAAUCACCAGCCCUUGCCUUUUCUCUUGCAGCAACAGCCCAGGCUGCCCCAAGGAUUAUUACUGGGCCUGCGCCUGUUCUCCCACCAGCUGCCCUGCGUACACCUACGCCAGCUGGCCCUACCAUAAUGCCUUUGAUCAGACAAAUACAGACCGCUGUCAUGCCAAAUGGAACUCCUCACCCAACUGCUGCAAUAGUUCCUCCAGGACCUGAGGCUGGUUUAAUUUACACACCCUAUGAAUACCCCUACACAUUGGCACCAGCUACAUCAAUCCUUGAGUAUCCUAUUGAACCUAGUGGUGUAUUAGGUGCGGUGGCUACUAAAGUUCGAAGGCACGAUAUGCGUGUCCAUCCUUACCAAAGGAUUGUGACCGCAGACCGAGCCGCCACCGGCAACUAACCUAUGACCUUCUGACCUCUGAACUCUUCACCCAAUGAUGACCUGACCAUGCCUGCCUGCUGAUCAGUUAACUGGUAAUCGCCUUUGCUUGCCUGUCAUCAGUGCAGCGAGCUGAGGCACUUGUCCGUUCGUCUUACCAUCUA
This is a messenger RNA of Choloepus didactylus (southern two-toed sloth), 1189 nucleotides long. Its product is annotated as protein quaking. The record is from RefSeq and is a predicted model, not a curated record. The transcript has a single exon. Gene Ontology annotation, molecular function: mRNA binding. Lineage: Eukaryota; Metazoa; Chordata; Mammalia; Pilosa; Megalonychidae. Gene Ontology annotation, biological process: regulation of mRNA splicing, via spliceosome. Gene Ontology annotation, cellular component: nucleus. The coding region runs from base 21 to 1046 and encodes 341 amino acids.